UCUACUGAUCUACCACAUUCACAUAACUCUAGCUCUCUUUAUAUUUUCUGCAUAAGUGAUCGAAGAUGAGGCCUUCCAUGAAGAUAUUGGCAACUUUUUUGCUUGUUGUCAUGUGUCUCAUGGCCAAUGAAAUGGGUGGUCCGAUGGUGGUUGAGGGGAGGACAUGUGAGUCAGCGAGCCACCGGUUUAAGGGACCGUGUUUGAGCAAGUCCAAUUGUGCCAGUGUGUGCAAAACUGAAGGGUUUCCUGCUGGACAUUGUCGUGGUCUUCGACGACGUUGCUUUUGUGUCAAACACUGUUAGAUAGUUCGAUGUUCGAGACUAAGGCUACAUAUUACAUGAUAACGUGUGUGUGUUUGUAUUGAUUUUGGUUUCUUUUCUUUUUGUGUGUUGAAUGUUGCUAAAAUAAAGUUUUUUUUUUCAAGUUUGGCUGGUUUUGUAAAAUACAGCUUUAGAUAUUUUAUAUUAUGUGUAGUGUGAUUGCUAAGUCACCUCAAUUAUUAUUUAUCGAAUGGUUUUUUUAAUCUCAAA
Molecule: messenger RNA, 530 nt
Organism: Erigeron canadensis
Lineage: Eukaryota; Viridiplantae; Streptophyta; Magnoliopsida; Asterales; Asteraceae
Product: defensin SD2-like
Exons: 2
Coding region: 66-302 (78 amino acids)
Biological process (GO): defense response
Source: RefSeq, a predicted model, not a curated record